This is a messenger RNA of Seriola aureovittata, 5224 nucleotides long. RefSeq names its product leucine rich repeat (in FLII) interacting protein 1b (gene lrrfip1b). Gene Ontology annotation, molecular function: RNA polymerase II cis-regulatory region sequence-specific DNA binding; DNA-binding transcription factor activity, RNA polymerase II-specific. The record is from RefSeq and is a predicted model, not a curated record. The transcript is spliced from 15 exons. Gene Ontology annotation, biological process: regulation of transcription by RNA polymerase II. NCBI's taxonomy places the organism in Eukaryota, Metazoa, Chordata, Actinopteri, Carangiformes, Carangidae. Bases 821 to 4396 code for a protein of 1191 amino acids.
UGACACCGUCGCUGCUGUGUACUUCAGGGACCUGCGGGGAAGAAGACCCGCGUCUUUCCAACGAGCUUCAAAUGUUCGCAGCGGCUGCUGACAAUAGCGGAUUAACGAGUUUACCGGCGGUUUUAACGACGCUGCGGUGACUGGUUUCUCCUCACUGGCGGAUGUAAACGGCGGCAACAGGCAACCGCAGCAACGACCGGUGUUUUUAACGUGUUUUCCCCUCCGGUUUUCCGGUAGUGACUUUGACAGCUAGCUAACGGUAGCUAGCGAAAACAGGAUGAACAACGGCGGCAGCUCGGCCCGCGGCUGCUCUGGACGCCCUCUGGCCGCCGAAUAGCGUCAGGAAAACGUCUGUUUUAAUCCCAGAGAGCUUCAUUUAGUAUUUUCCCGGGUCUGAACAUCGAGUCCCGUCGGUCUGGACUACAGGAGACCUUUGUGUAUUAUUCGGUAUGUGUAUAAAUACCUGCUGAGCGAUGUAGACUUCAGGAUCCAGAACCGGGAGGAGCUGACCACCGGAUAGCUUCGGUAAAACACCGGGUUUUAAACUGAAACGUAUUUAUUUUUUAUUUUUCUUACUCUGCCUAUCAGGUUUGUUUGUUCUGGAUCAAAGGAGACCUCGGUGGUUAAUUCGGCACUCAGCCCAAACGAUGAGGACUUGAGUACCUGACAAGACCAGGAUCCAGAACCGAGAGCAGCUGACCGCCAGAUAUCAUCCGAGGAUUCCGGCUUCAACAGUCGAACAGCUUCACUGAGUUUCCCGUCUCUUUUGAACGUGACGCGUGUCGGACUGACGGAGACCUCUGGGACAGUUCCCCCGACGAUGGGCACUCAGGGACCGGGCAGGAAAAGGAUCCCGAACCGGGAGAAGCUGACCGCCGAGGAUGAUGCCCUCAACCAGAUCGCACGGGAGGCGGAGGCGAGGCUGGCGGCGAAGCGAGCAGCGAGGGCCGAGGCCCGGGAGAUCAGGAUGAAGGAGCUGGAGAGACAACAGAAGGAGCUGUUCCACAGCCACAAGAAGUAUUAUGGUCUGGAUAAUAAGUGGGGUCACAUUGAGCAGUGGAUGGAGGACAGUGAGCGGUACUCCCGUCUCUCGAGGAGACACGCUUCGAUCUCAGAUGAUGAGGAGAGGAUGUCUGUGGGGAGCCGUGGCAGCCUCAGGGUGAGUCCACAUCACCACGUGGAUUUGGUCUCAGUCAGCAGACCGCCUUCAGACUACAGUGGGUUUCUGGGCUCCAGCUCUCGAGCUUCCUCUAGGGCCAGUUCUGCUCGUGCAAGCCCAGUGGUGGAGGAGAGACCUGACAGAGAUUUCCUGGAUAAAGGCUCGAGGACGGCCUCGACUCUGUCGGCCGCCACAUUGGCGUCUCUGGGCGGAGCUUCAUCUCGCAGAGGAAGCUGUGACACGUCGUUCUCUGUGGAAACAGAGGCGUCCAUCAGAGAAAUCAAGGACUCCCUGGUGGAGGCGGAGGACAGGUACCGUAAAGCGAUGGUCUCUAACGCUCAGCUUCACAACGACAAGUCGACUCUGAUGUAUCAGGUGGACACUCUGAGGGAGGAGCUUAGCGACAUGGAGGAGGAGCUGUGGGAGGCUCGACGACACUGUGACCACACCACAAAGGAGUUGGAGCGGGAACGUCAGGCUCACAAGGUUCUUCAGUUCCAGUUCAAAGAGAUGAAAGAGACUUUGAAACAGAUGGAGGAGCUGCUGACGGAGGUGUCGGAGCUGCGUGUGAAGAGCAGCAGUUACUGUCAGGAGGUGUGUGAUCUGCAGGAAGCUCUGCAGUGGAAGGAGAAAAAGAUCUCGGCGUUAGAGAGGCAGAGGGAAAUCUCCGACAUGGUUCAGAUGGAACGAGAACGACUCAGACAGGAAGUGAUCCGACUGCGUGAUUUACUGAAGAAACACGCCGUCAUUGUCUCACCUGAUGUCUCCACCAACGGGGAGGCGGGACAGGGCGAGGUUGAGAGUGAUGUCGGUGAACAAUCUGACUCCCGAUUGGCUGAGGAGCCGCUUCGUGGCGGAAGAGAGAGCAUGCUGGGGAAAGCUGUUGAGCGGCAGCCAGCAGAGGGCAGCAAACAUCCGCAGGACGACAUGAAGAACAACACCUGGAGCAUUUCUAAAUGCUCCCAGUCACUGAGUGUGGUCUCCACCGGUGAACAAACCAAACACUCCACUUUAAAACAAGUGAAGGGGACAGACAAACUGAGCAGAGACACACGUGACAGAGCAAAUAAACAUCCAGGUAGAAACAAACGUGCAAGUAAACCACCACAGAAAUGUAGAACCAGGCAGGAUGGGGAUGUGAGGACGGUACAAACGAAACAAACCACACCAGGAGCUGGAGCAGCCCGGUUCAUGAUGGAAGAUCAAGCUUUGAAAAGCAGAACCAAAGCUGACAAAAGCCCCAAAGGGAGAGAUGUGAGAGCGGAUACAUCUGCAGUGUCACUCCAGGAUGUCCAUGUGAUGGAAAUCAGGCGCUCCUUCGAUGACAAAACCUACAACAUUCAAACCAAUCUGACAGGAACUCAACCUGAAGGUCAGGCCACAUGUGAGCAGGUGGUUUCACCUGUUCACAGAGCUUCACCUGAAAAAGUCCUUAAAUCAAGACUUGUCCCACCUCGACCCAUAAAAGACAUGAUCCUUGACAACAAGGCGAUUGUGUUGAGUCUCUUUGCUGCUGGGAAACAAAACUCUCUGACUCUCAACAAACAAAAACCAGGAGGCGGAAAUGUGACUUCUGCUUCUGAAGGACAUUUCACACUCAAGUGUUUGUCUGUUGAUCAAAGUUUCCAGAAAGAUGGAAAAACAAGCAGAGAUGGAGAAUGUUCACACAGCAAACUAGUAGCUGAUAUUUCAGCUUUGUGCAUAAAGGAAAAUAAAAUAAAGGAGAUUAAUCCGUCAACAUCAGCAGACAGCUUCAACGAAGAUGAAUGUGUGGAGAAGGUGUCAGAGGUUGAUGGACAAAGUCUUGAAAAUGAAGAUACAAAAUCUUUCACAGAUUUGUCAGAGAAUGAGACGCUUGUAUUCACAGGUCCGACUUCUCAAAGUUUUAAACACCAACAACACACAGUGUCUGAGGAUUGGAGGAGAACCCUACAUGAAGCCAAGGCCUCUGAAACCAAACUGGAAACCUCUGAGCGUGAUGCAUUUCUACCAGCAGAGAUGGCGAUCACUGGAGGAAGACUGAAUAAACUUGAAGUCAAGAAGCAAAGGAUUCAUGACGAAGAAGCCGCUCAGCUUCAGGAAGACAUUUCCUCAGAACGUUCCAAAUGUAAAGACCCAACAAAACCACUCAGGUCUUCAGCUGUGUCACCAUUUGUCCCCAGUGAGCUGUUGAAGGAAAAGACUGUUCAGACCAUCCUCAGAGGGUUUGCUGAAAAUCAAAGUUUUGUGGCUGAGAUCUCGAGAAUCGUUCCAGAAAUCCCAGAAUCUCCGAACCUGUGGAUUUCAGAACUGGAGGACACACUGAAGAAGGUCGCAGGAAAUGUACUGAAUCAGCAGGAUGGAGCUGACCAAGCAUCACUGAGCCAAAAGAAACACACCUCAAAGAGUGAGCUGCCUGUGAAGGACUUACCUGAAGGAGCGAGAACCCCAGAAGAUCCUGAAGACGUGGGAGCAAGUGCACCAACCCUAAAAGACAGUUCAGUCCCAGGGGCGCUGGAAGUACCAUUUCUGGAGGGACAAACUUACCAUGUUUUUGUGGUCUCAUCUAUUUCCAGAAGUAAAGUUUGUGAAGACAUCGAGGAUCUCAGAGAGGAACAUGACCGAGCAGCGACAGGAAAGAACUUCACGGUCGUAUCUAGCACAUGUCACUCGGAGCUGGAAGUGGUUGAGUCAUUGCUAGAGGAAAAGUCUGCGGAGAAUUCAGAGGAAAACCAAAGUGAACAUGAUUCAGAGAUGACAAGCUGCUCUGAGGAUUUUGUUUUUGUUGAGUCCUACUUUGCUGAACCUGUAAAGACCAGAGCAGUGGAGUCUGCUUCAGACCAGCCUUCGGUAGGUGAAUCGACCAAUCCAAAGAAACUAGAAGGGAUCGAUGUUGUUGACAGUCAUGUGGCAGAAGUCGAUGAUCAAACACAUGAGCAAAGACAGAUCGUUGGUCCAAGUCAAAGUUGCCUAGUGUUUCCUGUGGAAGAUCCAAAGGACACGCAACUCAAGAGACAUGGACCAAUAUGGAGGAACUCUCCUGUUGAUCAAAGUUCAAAGAUCAGACGGCUCAUAGAGAUAACUGCAGCUGAAAUCAAGGCCAUGGCUGUUCCGGAGCUGACACUGAUGAGCUUAGAGAAGGGGAGGGUGGUAGACGAUCGACGGAGCAAAGUGUCACAUGGAUCAGACGCUGAUGACGUGGAGGAGACGUCGGUGGAAAACAUGGACAGCUGCGAAGAGGCUGACGAGGACGCAUAAGAACGUCAACCAGCCUCAACGCCAAGCAGCAUGAGGUACCUGAACGGAUUCAGUUUGGACAACAGGAAAGACGAGCACAAACCUGACUGCAAGAUUUCAUAGAUUCACCAGAAACUUUUAUUGAUCAAUGAGUGUUAAUAAAGUUCUACAAACAUGCAAAUGAAAUAAGAUGAUGAUAAGAUUUAAACAAAACAUCUUUUCUUUGAACGUCAAACAAACAAAUAAAAUGAUGUUAGUUGAAUCAUGUGAUUGUUGGCAGUUCAUUUGUAUUGUGUGUAUAUGUAUGUGUGUGUGUGUGUUUGUAUAUAUAUAUAUGUGUGUGUGUGUGUGUGUGUGUGUGUGUGUGUGUGUGUGUGUGAAACCAACUCUAAGCUUGUACAAUGGUAAGCAGUUUUAUUCAUGUCCCUCGUAUGUUUUAGUUUAUUAUUCUGUUUCUUUAGUAUUUGUUGAAAUGAUGAUGGUCAAGCCACUGAAUGAAAUAACAAUAACACAAUAUAUUAACUUUAAUAUUUGUGUGUAAUUUAUAUUCCUGAAAUGAAUUCAUCUUAAAGCUUCAUUAAGUAAUUUAUCAACAACACGUCCAUAUGCAGAAAGCAUCCAAAUUAAAGUUUCUUAUCUUAUAAAUUAAUCGUCAUUACUAUUAUUAUCAAUUCAUCCUCAGAUUAUUCUCAAUUGAUUUUGUGCAUAUUAAAGUUGGUUGGUUUGUUACUGUCACAUCCUGCUCGGAUUUUUAUUUUUAUUUAUUUGAAUUUAGAAUUUAUUCAUAAUGUAAAUAUAAUAUACAUUUCAAUACAGUAUAAAUAUAAUAUUACGUUAUUUGUUGUUGUG